UCCCAUCAUAUAAAAAUCCACAAAUCAUUAGUACAUUACUUCUUCAACACUUUAUUUUAAAUUUUUCUAAUUAAUCUGGUAGGUCCUUUGGCUCUGAUUCCCCUUUCUUGAUUUGUCUACAAAUUUUAGGCUAUUUAUAAAGACUUGAGCUUUAUGAUUUAGUAUAUUCAGCGAACACACUCAGCAAUUGUGGAAAAUGAAAGAUAUGUCGAAGUUUGAUAUUUGGUUCUUGAUUUUGAUGGUUUGUGGGUUGUGGUUAGUGGAAGCCAAGUAUAUGGUUUACAAUACAUCACAGGGAAUUGUUCCAGGGAAGCUUAAUGUUCAUUUGGUUCCUCACACUCACGAUGAUGUUGGAUGGUUGAAAACUGUCGAUCAGUACUAUGUUGGUUCCAACAAUUCCAUUCAGGGAGCUUGUGUUCAAAAUGUCUUGGAUUCAUUGAUUCCAGCAUUAUUGGCUGAUAAAAACCGGAAGUUCAUUUAUGUUGAACAGGCUUUUUUCCAGCGUUGGUGGAGGAAUCAGAGCCCUGGAAUGCAGAGCACAGUCAAACAGCUUGUCAACUCGGGUCAACUUGAGUUCAUAAAUGGGGGUUGGUGCAUGCAUGAUGAGGCAGCAACACAUUAUAUUGACAUGAUAGAUCAGACAACUCUAGGUCACAGAUACAUCAAACAACAGUUCAAUGUUACUCCUAGAAUUGGCUGGCAAAUCGACCCUUUUGGACAUUCCGCGGUUCAGGCAUACCUUCUGGGAGCAGAGGUUGGAUUCGACUCUCUUUUCUUUGGACGCAUUGACUACCAAGACAGAGAAAAGAGGAAAAUUGAGAAGAGCCUUGAGGUCAUUUGGAGGGGUUCUAAGAGUCUUGGUUCAUCCACGCAAAUAUUUUCUGGUGCAUUCCCUCAGAAUUAUGAACCUCCUAGUGGAUUUUACUUUGAAGUGAAUGCUGAUUCUCCUCCUGUUCAGGAUGAUGUCAACCUGUUCGACUACAAUGUCCAAGAGCGGGUCAAUGACUUUGUUGCGGCUGCUUUGUCACAAGCCAAUAUCACUCGCACAAAUCAUAUAAUGUGGACCAUGGGAACCGACUUCAAGUACCAAUAUGCUCAUACAUGGUUUCGGAAUAUGGACAAGCUCAUUCACUACGUAAACCAAGAUGGCCGUGUCAAUGCUUUAUAUUCGAGCCCUUCAAUUUAUACUGAUGCAAAGUAUGCUUUGGAUGAGUCAUGGCCUCUCAAGACGGAUGACUAUUUUCCGUAUGCAGACCGUAUUAAUGCUUAUUGGACUGGAUACUUUACAAGUAGGCCUGCUCUUAAACUCUAUGUUAGAAUGAUGAGUGGCUAUUAUUUGGCAGCAAGGCAAUUAGAAUUCUUCAAAGGAAGAAGUGAGACAGGACCAACAACCGAAUUAUUGGCUGAUGCCCUAGCCAUUGCUCAACAUCAUGAUGCUGUCAGUGGUACUUCAAAGCAACAUGUUGCUGAUGAUUAUGCCAAACGACUGUUCAUAGGUUACAAGCAGGCUGAGGAUUUAGUGUCUAAUUCACUUGCGUGUAUGGUGGAAUCGGCUUCAGCAUCUGGAUGCAAGAAUCCUCGGAUAAAUUUCAAGCAGUGCCCAUUGUUGAAUAUAAGUUAUUGUCCUCCAACAGAAGCUGAUCUUGCUCCAGGCAAGAAUUUAGUGGUUGUCGUGUACAAUGCUCUUGGGUGGAAAAGAACAGAUGUUGUCAGAAUCCCUGUUGUCAAUAAGAAUGUCAUCGUUCAGGAUUCCACUGGAAAAGAAAUUGAAUCACAGCUUCUUCCAAUUGUUAAAGCUUCAAUAGCAAUAAGGAACUACUAUGCUACAGCAUAUGUUGGUGAAUCCCCUACAUCAAGCCCCAAGUACUGGCUUGUGUUUACAGCUACUGUUCCACCUUUGGGCUUUAGCUCCUAUGUUAUAACAAGCGGUAAACAAGCAGUUGCUGCUUCAAUACCACAGACGUUCUACAAAACUGAUGGAAGUCAAAGUGGUGCUGUAGAAGUGGGGCCAGGGAACUUGAAACUGUUAUAUUCUGCAAAUGGGGGAAAGUUUACUCAAUAUUUUAAUAAGAGAAACCAGGUUAGAAGCUCUCUGGAGCAAUCAUUCAGUUAUUAUUCUGCAGAUGAUGGGAGCAAGGAUGAUUAUAAAGACAUUCAGGCCUCUGGAGCAUAUGUGUUUCGCCCAAAUGGCUCAUUCCCCAUCCACCCUGAGGGGAAGGUUCCAGUUACCAUUCUACGAGGUCCGCUGCUAGAUGAAGUUCAUCAAAAUAUUAAUUCAUGGAUAUAUCAGAUCACUAGAGUGUACAAGGAAAAGGAGCACAUUGAAGUUGAGUUCACUGUUGGCCCCAUACCUAUUGACAAUGGAAUUGGGAAAGAGCUGGUGACUCAGAUUCAAACCGACAUCAAAAGCAACAAAACAUUUUACACCGACUCUAAUGGACGUGAUUUCCUCAAAAGGAUUCGGGAUUAUAGAGCUGAUUGGGAUCUUCAAGUGAACCAACCUGCUGCUGGAAAUUACUAUCCUAUCAAUCUUGGACUUUUCCUAAAGGACAACAGCAAUGAGUUCUCAAUUUUGGUUGAUAGAUCUGUAGGUGGAUCCAGCCUUGUUGAUGGCCAAUUGGAGCUAAUGCUUCACCGGAGGUUACUCAUGGAUGAUGGAAGAGGUGUUGCUGAAGCACUGAAUGAAACCGUCUGUGCUCUUGGAAAAUGCAUGGGCUUGACUGUCCAAGGCAAGUACUAUGUUCGGAUUGAUUCUCUUGGAGAGGGAGCAAAGUGGCGGCGGUCAUUUGGACAGGAGAUAUAUUCUCCUUUGCUUCUAGCUUUUACUGAGCAGGAUGGAGAUAAAUUUAAAAAAUUUCCAGUUCCAACCUUUACAGGGAUAGAUCCAUCUUACAGUCUGCCUGAUAAUGUUGCAAUAAUCACCCUUCAGGAGCUUGAAGAUCACACCGUCCUCCUCAGAUUGGCUCAUUUAUACGAGGUUGAUGAGGAUAAGGAUCUAUCCACCAAGGCAAGUGUACAAUUGAAAAGAUUGUUCCCAAAGAGAAAGAUAAACAAGAUUAAAGAGAUGAGUUUAUCUGCCAACCAAGAAAGAGAAGAAAUGGAGAAGAAGAGAUUAAAGUGGAAAGAAGAGGCUCCUAGUGAUUCACGAGACGUGGCAAGAGGGGGACCCGUUGAUCCUACAAAGCUGGUGGUAGAGCUUGCCCCAAUGGAAAUCCGCACCUUUGUUAUUGAUCUCAGCCAGAGCGUGCCAGAAGGUUGGAAGUCACACAUGUCUCUAUGAUAGCAGUACCCUGCAACAGUCCAAUCCGAAUCAGCAAGACAUCAAAAGGGUAUGAGCAGCUUGAAACCUACUUGGGACCUAUUUGCCUAUGUUGAUAUCACCUUGAUGAUGCAGCAUUGAGUCUCUUGUUAGAAGAUGUGGAAUCCUUUUUGUAAUGGAAUGAAAACCUCUUUGGCAGAACAAUAAACUUAUAAUUAUAAUGUUGAAGAGAAUGAUUCCAUGUCUUAGCAGAUCUGAA
This is a messenger RNA of Solanum dulcamara, 3518 nucleotides long. RefSeq names its product probable alpha-mannosidase At5g13980. NCBI's taxonomy places the organism in Eukaryota, Viridiplantae, Streptophyta, Magnoliopsida, Solanales, Solanaceae. The record is from RefSeq and is a predicted model, not a curated record. Gene Ontology annotation, molecular function: carbohydrate binding; alpha-mannosidase activity. Bases 197 to 3280 code for a protein of 1027 amino acids. Gene Ontology annotation, biological process: mannose metabolic process. The transcript is spliced from 30 exons.